AGCCCAGUUCUUGGCAACGACGUCCUUGUUACCCGGCGGGUGUGUGCCAAAAACAAAAUAGCUUCAAUCAACUCAGCCGACACACACCACUGACGUACUUGCCGAACAACAGCAUAUCUCACAAAAAGUUGAGGUAUUGAUUUACCUGUACUCCUCCCCACCUCCACUCGUUAUAGUCAGUCCUCUGUAUACUUACUCCAUUGUAGGAAUUACCAGUCAAUCGCUUCCAAGGUACGAUAUACCAAGCUCCCCAAAGCUCCUCCUCACAUGUUUGCAUUGAGAAUUCACAAUCCCCGCAACCACCACCACCAACCCCUCAAUAACUAACCACCGCACCAACCUACCUCCAGCACUCACUCCCACACAAUCACAAUGGCUGACACCGCCCCCGCGACGACGACAUCCCCCACCUCCCGCGCUGUCUCCCGCCCCGUCAGCGAAGCCCUCCUCAACGAGAAGUGGGACCGCUGCUUCUCCAACCUCAUCAUCAAGUCCUCCCUCGGCCUCGGCUUCGGCGUAGUCUUCUCAGUCCUCCUCUUCAAGCGCAGGGCGUGGCCCGCCUUCGUCGGCGUCGGCUUCGGUGCCGGCCGGGCGUACGAGGAGUGCAAUUCCAGCUUGAAGCAGGCUGCCAAGGAGAUCAGGAAGCAAGCCUAG
This is a messenger RNA of Podospora pseudopauciseta, 654 nucleotides long. RefSeq names its product Mitochondrial inner membrane organizing system component (gene MIC10). NCBI's taxonomy places the organism in Eukaryota, Fungi, Ascomycota, Sordariomycetes, Sordariales, Podosporaceae. The transcript is spliced from 2 exons. The record is from RefSeq and is a predicted model, not a curated record. Bases 373 to 654 code for a protein of 93 amino acids. Gene Ontology annotation, cellular component: mitochondrion; mitochondrial inner membrane; MICOS complex.